AUGGCUGAGAAAACUGCUCUCGUUGAAAGUUUCCUGAGUUGCCAUGUGUGUUCAGAGACAUUCAGAGAUCCUUUGUCUCUGAGCUGCAACCACAGCUUCUGUUCAAGCUGCCUGCAAAAAUUCUGGGAACAAGCUGGAAACAGAAACUGUCCCAUUUGUAAAAGAAAGUCCUCAAAGGAAGAUCCAGAUGUGAACUUUAUACUGAAGGAACUGGCUGAUGUCUUUGCUGGGAGACAGAAAGCUGAAUCAUCUGAGACAGAAAAAGAAAAACAGAAAGAGGAGGCUGUGUGUGAGAAAAAUCCAGAAGUUUCUUAUUGGUUCUGUGAGGACGAGCAGAGAGCUGUGUGUCCUGCCUGUGAGUUUUCUCUGCACCAGAGUCACAAGCUGGUUCCUGUAGAACAAGCAGUCAGUGACCUGAAGGACCAGCUGAAAUCUGACUUAAAGUCUCUGCAGGACAAGAGGGACACAUACAAACAAGUGGAGGAAACAUACAAUGAAGUGAUUCAACACUCAAAGAAGCAGCUGUUGUCCACAGAGAAGCAGAUCAGAGCAGAGUUCAACAAGCUCCACCAGUUCCUGAGGGAGGAAGAGGAGUCCAGACUGGCAGCUCUGAGGGAGGAAGGGGAGCAGAAGGAAUGGACUGUGAGCAGAGAGAUGAAGAAGAUUCAGCAGCAGAUCUGCUCUCUGUCAGACAGUAUCUGUGCUGUUGAAGAAGACCUGCAGAAACACAACGUGCCAUUCCUCAGCAGUUAUAAAGCCACUCAGACCAGAGCCAGAGUCCAGUGCUCCCUGUCAGAUCCACAGCUGCUCUCAGGAGCUCUGAUAGAUGUGGCCAAACACCUGGGCAACCUGUCCUUCACAGUCUGGGAGAAGAUGAAGGACAAGGUCCACUUCAGUCCUGUCAUUCUGGACCCAAACACUGGAAGCCCCUGGCUCUAUCUGUCUGAUGAUCUGACCAGUGUGAGACGUGGAGACACAAAGCAGCAGCUUCCUGAUAAUCCAGAGAGAAACACUAAUCACUCCAGUGUUCUGGGCUCUGAGGGCUUCAGCUCAGGGAAACACAGCUGGGAGGUGGAGGUGGGAGACCAUCCUGGCUGGAUUGUGGGUUUGGCUAAAGAGUCAGCCGACAGGAAGGGGAAGCGGCAUGCUUCACCAGAAUAUGGACUCUGGUGUUUAUUGCAUCGCAGUGGAAAAUACACUAAUAGUCUUGGUGAGACUGUCAGAGUGAAGCAGAGUCUCCAGAGGAUCAGAGUCCAGCUGGACUAUGACAUGGGGGACGUGUCCUUCUACGACCCUGAAGACAUGACUCACAUCUACACUUACAGAGACACUUUCACUGAGAAACUCUUCCCAUAUUUUAGUAUUGGAGCAGCUGGUGAUGCUAAAACUGCUGACAUCAAAAUAUGUCAAACUGAUGUUUCUGUGUGAUGAUCAGGGAGGACGGUGAGGCCGAAGUGAUUCAUUAGGAUUUUUAUCAUGGUGUUGGUUUAUUGUCAGUUACAAGUUUUCAAAAAUAAUUCAGUAAAUAA
Messenger RNA from Chelmon rostratus (copperband butterflyfish), 1529 nucleotides. RefSeq names its product nuclear factor 7, brain-like. Lineage: Eukaryota; Metazoa; Chordata; Actinopteri; Chaetodontiformes; Chaetodontidae. The transcript has a single exon. Bases 1 to 1428 code for a protein of 475 amino acids. The record is from RefSeq and is a predicted model, not a curated record. Gene Ontology annotation, molecular function: protein binding; zinc ion binding.